This is a messenger RNA of Chaetomium fimeti, 615 nucleotides long. RefSeq lists its product as uncharacterized. The coding region runs from base 1 to 615 and encodes 204 amino acids. Lineage: Eukaryota; Fungi; Ascomycota; Sordariomycetes; Sordariales; Chaetomiaceae. The transcript has 3 exons. The record is from RefSeq and is a predicted model, not a curated record.
AUGGGAUUUGGGAGGAGUAUGCUUAGCCAUGUGUUGGCUGUUCUGGUUCUCUUGGUCGCCCAGUCCAUCGCAGGCUUCACCAACGCGUUUGACAGCAUCACCAGCGGAUCGAGCGUAGCGCUGACAUGGGACGCCGUGGAACCGCAACACUACCCGCUGCGCAUCACGGCGCAGGUGAUUGAUAAGAAUGGCGACGGUUUCAGCGCGAAUGCGUACCGGGUGAAUAUCACAACUGGCGCCAGUGGGACUUCGUACUUGUGGGCAGGCGCCCCAUACCCGCUCCGCUGGGUUCCCAACGGACUGUACCAGAUCGAACUGUGGCCAAUGAGUUGGACUGGAGAUGAUGUGCCGUUGCUGGCCAAGUCACCGUUUUUCAGCAUCGAUUCAGGGAAUGCGGUGCAGACGGAUGACCCAGCAGACGAGCCAACGCCAGAAGAACCCCCGAGUGAUGACGGGCCAGUCAUCAGCAAGGCGGCAGCUAUUGGGCUCGGUGUGGCCGUUGGGUUGCCUGCAGUUGUGGGAGCGCUGGUUGUGGGCUGGUGUGUCUGGAAGCGGCAGCAAAAAGCGGCCACAGAAAAGAGGCGGCUUAAGAGACACGAUUUUGUUAUUAGCUGA